CUUCCGGACCUUUUCCGCAAACGUCGUUCACCGCGCACCUAUGCGCCGCGGGGGCGUGGCUUCACGGUCCUGCACAAUUGGUCAGCCGCCCCGGGGCAUGCGCGCACGCUGCCGCCGGCGCCCCGCCCUCGCAGGGCCUUCUGGGAGCUGUAGUCAGAGUGCUGCCAAAGCGCGGCCCCGGGAAGCUCCGGAGGUCCGAGGCUGGCCGCCGUCCUCCGCGCUCGGCCGGAGGCCCCUGUGUCCAAGAAGAAGCGCAUAUGUGUGAAGCUGGUGCCCCUGGGCGCCGCAGACAUGGCCGUGUUUGAUGUCCGACUCAGCGGGAAGACCAAGACAGUGCCCGGGUACCUGCGAGUCGGGGACAUGGGUGGCUUUGCCAUCUGGUGCAGGAAGGCCAAAGCCCCGAGGCCGGUGCCCAAGCCCAGAGGCCUGAGCAGGGACGUGCGCGGCCUCUGCCUGGACGCGGCCGGCCAGCCCAGCAAGAGCAGCGGCCCCGAGCGGACACUGUCGCGCCUGGGCUCGCGGGCGUCCACGCUGCGGAGGAGCGACUCCCUCUACGAGGCCUCCAGUCUCUACGGCAUCUCCGCCAUGGACGGGGUUCCCUUCACGCUGCACCCCCGAUUCGAGGGCAAGAGCUGCGGCCCGCUGGCCUUCUCUGCCUUCGCGGAGCUCACCAUCAAGUCGCUGGCCGACAUCGAGGAGGAGUACAAUUACGGCUUCGUGGUGGAGAAGACCGCGGCCGCCCGCCUGCCGCCCAGCGUCUCCUAGCCCUGUGGACCGCGCAGCCUCCGCCGCCGAGGGCCAGCGCGGGGCCGCACUCAGGGCCUUGGAGUCCGGCGCGCGUCCCCCGGAAAUAAAGACGCUACCGUCCAGGGCUGCCGUCCUCUCCCCA
Molecule: messenger RNA, 889 nt
Organism: Chinchilla lanigera (long-tailed chinchilla)
Lineage: Eukaryota; Metazoa; Chordata; Mammalia; Rodentia; Chinchillidae
Gene: Mvb12a
Product: multivesicular body subunit 12A
Biological process (GO): virus maturation; viral budding; endosome to lysosome transport via multivesicular body sorting pathway
Cellular component (GO): ESCRT I complex; cytosol
Source: RefSeq, a predicted model, not a curated record